AUUAUAAUGCGGGUUCGUGGUGCAGUUCCACCUCCGUCCACCGGGGGCGCUGCUCGCUCCGUGUGUUCUUGCGCAGCGCUGGAAAAACUCCGCAUUCAAAGGAGAACAAACGACGAAAGGAGUGAAGGAGUCGACUCUAAGGUUGAAGCUGAGAGCCAUGGCUCGCGGGCAGCAGAAGAUUCAGUCCCAGCAGAAGAACGCAAAGAAGGCGGCAGAGAAGAAGAAGGGUCAGGGCGCCGACCAGAAAACCGCCGCCAAGGCUGCGCUGGUCCACACGUGUCCCGUCUGUCGGACACAAAUGCCCGACCCAAAAACCUUCAAGCAGCACUUUGAGAGCAAACACCCCAAGUCCCCGAUGCCCCCGGAGCUGGCUGACGUCCAGGCGUAACGGACCACCGCGGAGGAGAUGCCGACCCUGGAGACACGAUGACCUCAAGCUGAAGGACGAUGACCAACACGGGACCUGUCAGUAUUUAAUGGACAAUAAACAGGGCACAUAAGCACCAGCGCCCCCUACUGUUUUAGAAUAUUUAUUAUGUAACUACCUUAUUGUCUCAGGUGGGCGAUGAUGGAGUUCCCCCCCCAGAAAAAAGAAAAAAAAAAAC
Molecule: messenger RNA, 605 nt
Organism: Fundulus heteroclitus (mummichog)
Lineage: Eukaryota; Metazoa; Chordata; Actinopteri; Cyprinodontiformes; Fundulidae
Exons: 4
Coding region: 158-388 (76 amino acids)
Source: RefSeq, a predicted model, not a curated record